CAUUCGUAGGCCGUAUUGGAAGCUACACUACACACCACAUCUCUUCGCAUUUUCAAGUCAGCGGCGCACGGGGCUCGAACAUAUCAAAGCUAUAUAGACCUCAGAGAACGGCAGCAUGCUUCUCCUCGACUACCAGAAUGUGCUCAUUGAAUCGCUGCUGAAAGACCGCUUUGCUGGAGCUGCUCCUAUUAACAUUGAUCAGAUAGUCUCAGACUUUGACAAUGUCACGUUCCAUAUAUCUACCCCUGAAACCAAGACCAAAAUUCUCAUCUCGAUACGUGUGAAGUGCUUCCCAGAGCUAGUGCAAUAUGGCGCUCAGGCCGUCUUAGAAAGAGAAUAUGGGCCAUACAUAGUGUCGCCGGAGUCAGGGUAUGACUUCUCGGUCCAGGUGGAUUUAGAGGCAUUACCAGAGAGUCAAGAGGAGAAAGAUGACCUGAUUCGCCGUAUAUCACUAUUGAAGCGCAAUGCGAUGGCUGCUCCAUUCGAGCAGGCUUUUGACGAGUUCAAGGCAUUACAAGAGGAGGCAUCGAAGUACACAUCUGAACAAGCACCACAGGGUGUGCAAGAGGGAGGAGAGGUUCGGGCAAUUCACUACCGUGAAGCGGAGGCCAUCUUCGUAAAGGCCAGUCAUGAUAGAGUAACUGUGAUAUUCAGCACCAUCUUCUCCGACGAGACGGAUCGCAUCUUCGGAAAGGUGUUUCUCCAGGAAUUCGUGGAUGCGAGGAGAAGGGCCAUUCAAAACGCACCACAGGUACUCUUCCGGAAUGACCCUCCGCUCGAGCUACAAGGUGUUCCCGGUAUUGAUGCAAGUGGCUCGGCCAAGAUUGGCUACAUUACGUUUGUUCUCUUCCCACGCCAUCUAGCGGAUCAGCGUCGCGAAGAUGUUAUAUCACACAUACAAACGUUCAGAGAUUACUUCCACUAUCACAUCAAAGCAUCAAAGGCAUAUAUUCAUUCGAGGAUGCGCCGGCGCACGGCCGACUUCCUCCAAGUACUGCGCAGAGCCAGGCCCGAGGCCGAAGAGAAGGAGCGCAAGACAGCAAGUGGACGGACGUUCAAGGUGCAGGCUUAAAGUGUUCAUAGGAUAUGUUCCUGUGCAAUAGACGAGCUUUGCUUAGCCAUUCUGGGUGAAGAUGGCUCACGUAUCGCAGAUUCAGGGGGCCGUUAUUACAAUACAUAGGUGCAGGCGACGUCGUAUAGACAGUCGAAAUGUAGGUGUAGCGAUACAAACAAAAGACAUUAAAAAUGCUCAAAUCAAAUACACACGGAGUACACGUUA
Pseudovirgaria hyperparasitica is the source of this 1279-nucleotide messenger RNA. RefSeq names its product actin-related protein-like protein 2/3 complex subunit 2. Gene Ontology annotation, cellular component: Arp2/3 protein complex; actin cytoskeleton. Gene Ontology annotation, biological process: Arp2/3 complex-mediated actin nucleation; actin filament polymerization. NCBI's taxonomy places the organism in Eukaryota, Fungi, Ascomycota, Dothideomycetes, Acrospermales, Acrospermaceae. The coding region runs from base 116 to 1072 and encodes 318 amino acids. The transcript is spliced from 4 exons. The record is from RefSeq and is a predicted model, not a curated record. Gene Ontology annotation, molecular function: actin filament binding; structural constituent of cytoskeleton.